AUGCCCUACCCCAAGGAUCACCCCCGUAUGCCCUACCCCAUCAUCCUGGUCCACUCGGCCACCCAGAAUCACCCCCCGGCCGCCCCAGUAGCCAGCCCAGUACUGGCAUUUAUAAUUCUUGGGCCAGAAGAACUUUUCCUGAGCAUCAUUAUAUUCUUCUGUCCAGUAGUCGUAGUCUCCAUAUUCAUCUUUAUUGGCGUAUGGAUUCGCUAG
Molecule: messenger RNA, 213 nt
Organism: Stereum hirsutum FP-91666 SS1
Lineage: Eukaryota; Fungi; Basidiomycota; Agaricomycetes; Russulales; Stereaceae
Exons: 2
Coding region: 1-213 (70 amino acids)
Source: RefSeq, a predicted model, not a curated record